This is a messenger RNA of Cadophora gregata, 237 nucleotides long. RefSeq lists its product as uncharacterized. The record is from RefSeq and is a predicted model, not a curated record. Lineage: Eukaryota; Fungi; Ascomycota; Leotiomycetes; Helotiales; Ploettnerulaceae. The coding region runs from base 1 to 237 and encodes 78 amino acids. The transcript is spliced from 2 exons.
AUGAAGGUCUUUGCAACUUUCUGCCCUAUCCUGGUCCUCUGCCUCACAUUGGUCAUCAGCACACUCGCCGCACCCGCCACUGACGGAUGUGCUCCCGGCGCUUAUGCUUGCGACCACAAGAGAAUUCCGGAGGGCAUUGUCUUCUGCAAUGGCAUGUCAAGCUGGGUUUACGUUGCCAGCUGCGACCCUGGACAGACAUGUCGCGAGAUUGGCCGAGUGCCUCACUGCUUUGACUGA